Yamadazyma tenuis ATCC 10573 is the source of this 2094-nucleotide messenger RNA. RefSeq lists its product as uncharacterized. NCBI's taxonomy places the organism in Eukaryota, Fungi, Ascomycota, Pichiomycetes, Serinales, Debaryomycetaceae. The record is from RefSeq and is a predicted model, not a curated record.
AUGGCCUUAGGUACCCUUUUCCACAGGAAGCAUAAACUGAAGCUGGAACUUCCGCCAGCUGUAUCAGCUCCAGUUCCACCACCACAUAGCAUCCUUUCCAAGCUUGUCCAACCUUCGCCCCAACUUGUGGCUCCUCGUGCACCUUCGGAAUCCUCCGUCAAUGAAUGUCCUAAAAAGUCUAAAAGUCAGCGUUUCCUUUCCAAAUACCUACACAUAUCAUCUUCCAGUAGAAACAUCCGUGUGGUAGACAUCCACUCUGAAAAUUCGGCUUCCAACUUACUACAAGGAGUUUCACCGCCUUUGGAUGAGAUGCUGAUUGCUAUGCACGAUAAACAAUUUCUGUUUGACCACUCACACCCAACCAACAAAUUAGCUGACACCCUGGAAGGUGAUAGUCUCCUCAACCACUACCACCGCUCAAGCGCUAAAGCAUCGGUGUCUCCUGUGAUAUCCCCAGUCAAAUCUUCUCAUUCGCUCACCUCCAAUAUCUUACAGGACUUGUCUUCCAUUAACAUACAAUUGCCUCAUGUAGGGGAAGAGCCGUUGUUGAAUACUAAACUCAACCGUGAAGAAGGGUCCCCUGUAGACGUACCGUUUGAUAUUCCAAUCCGCUAUAAAAAAAUUUCUGCUAAUAAGGUUAACCUUCUAUCACGAGCUGAGAAAUCUCAUAUACUACAAGCACAAGAUCUGUCCUCGCCCCAGGUGAAGUCCCUCGCCUCGGUGCGAGUGGCGUCGCCCCGGCUUAUGCGAUCAGACUCUAACCUCAACCAGAUCUCAACAACCGUGUCGUUUGAUGAUGACGAUGAUAUCAGCCACAGCACCUCCAGAAGGAACUCGGUGAACAGGUCUACGGAUGAGCUGAACGAUAAUGAUAAAUCAUAUACUGAGUUUGAGACCAUUAAAGAUGUGAAUUAUCAGGUGAUAAAGAAUUACAUGACAAGCUCCAAUGUCAAGAUUGUCAGCCCUGUGCGUUCAGUGCAGUCACAUCAUUAUGGAGAUGAAAACAUUGGAGAUUCUGCAAAAACAAUCCCCAUUAAUGAUGAUAUCGAAGAUAUGGACUCCAAAAUAAAAGAGCUUCUGAAGCCUUUGAAUAUACCGAAGGUCGACUUUUCCAAGGUUGAUUCUCCGGAUGAUGCAGGAAUCAACUCUAGAAAUUAUUACACUCCCCCUAGCCCACCUUCAAUGACUUCUAAAGAUGAGGUCUACAGAAGCGAAAUGUUGUCUUUGAUUGAAACUCAUGUUCUCAUGGUUCACAAAAAACAAGAGGAAAUCGACCAUUUGAAGGAGUUGUUGCUUCGGGAACGUAAGUUGAACGCCUACUUCGUGUCUCCUCAGCUGAGGGAAAACUCUCCAUCAUUCCCAGGAACUCCAAAGUUUGGAAGGUUCAAUUCAUCUCCCAAAGCCGCGCUUUCACCUUCAUCAGUCGACGAUUCAAAGAAGAUAAGAAAGCAAUUUAUUCCUCUUAAUAUCACUGUUACAAGUGAACCCAAGCCCAAUAACUAUUAUCCCUUGAAAAGAAAUAGAGAUCAUCUUCUUCCUCCUUUCGAUUUAUCAAAUAAUAUCCACGAGAAUAAUGGACAGCUUGCUGCUAAUCAAGAUAAUCACGAAUUUAAUUUAAAACCGUUCCACAAAUUCAAAGUGGCAAGUCCAAGCAUGUCUGAUGGAAUACAUUAUAUGCCUACAUUUGCAGAGGAUACAUUAGAAACAUUAAGACCGGGAAGCUCUCGUGCCAGUGUUGCUUUAGAAGGUUUGCAGCUUAUUAAUUCUAAUGUCCCACGUUCCUCAAUAGCUUCCUCGCGUUCAUCUGCUUAUUUCACUGCAAUGCUGAGUUUCUGUGAAGACUCUGGCGACCAAGAUGAACUUGACAAUGACAGCGUAUUGUCACACGAACAAUAUGAAGGAUAUCCUUCAUUCGGUUUAACUCCAAACUUUAUUUCGAAAUUAGAAAGAAGAGAAGUAAGCGGAUCCACCACCCUUUCUUCUGCCAUGAGCAGACACACAAAUACUACCAAUGACUCAAUUACCAACAACACUUCUAUUUCCACUGCCAUCACAACUCCUGACUCAAUGGAGUUUAAUAUUGAUCCCAAGUAA